This is a messenger RNA of Nestor notabilis (Kea), 2095 nucleotides long. RefSeq names its product casein kinase 1, delta (gene CSNK1D). Gene Ontology annotation, molecular function: ATP binding; protein serine/threonine kinase activity. Gene Ontology annotation, cellular component: cytoplasm; nucleus. Gene Ontology annotation, biological process: signal transduction; endocytosis; peptidyl-serine phosphorylation. The transcript is spliced from 10 exons. NCBI's taxonomy places the organism in Eukaryota, Metazoa, Chordata, Aves, Psittaciformes, Psittacidae. Bases 129 to 1187 code for a protein of 352 amino acids. The record is from RefSeq and is a predicted model, not a curated record.
UCGGGAGUGGCUCCUUUGGGGACAUCUACUUGGGAACUGAUAUUGCUGCUGGGGAGGAGGUUGCCAUUAAGUUGGAAUGUGUGAAAACUAAACAUCCUCAGCUUCACAUCGAGAGUAAAAUCUACAAAAUGAUGCAGGGUGGAGUGGGUAUUCCCACAAUUAAGUGGUGUGGAGCUGAAGGGGACUACAAUGUAAUGGUGAUGGAGCUGUUGGGACCGAGUCUUGAAGAUCUCUUCAAUUUUUGUUCAAGAAAAUUUAGUCUCAAGACAGUUCUAUUACUUGCUGACCAAAUGAUUAGUCGAAUUGAAUAUAUUCACUCUAAGAACUUUAUCCACCGGGAUGUGAAGCCAGAUAACUUCUUAAUGGGCCUGGGGAAGAAAGGCAAUCUUGUCUACAUAAUAGACUUUGGACUAGCAAAGAAGUAUCGAGAUGCUCGAACUCACCAACAUAUUCCAUAUCGUGAAAAUAAAAACUUAACAGGAACUGCCCGUUAUGCAUCCAUCAACACUCAUCUUGGAAUUGAGCAAUCUCGCAGAGAUGACUUGGAGUCCUUGGGCUAUGUACUGAUGUAUUUUAACCUGGGCUCCCUCCCCUGGCAGGGACUGAAAGCAGCAACAAAGAGGCAGAAAUACGAACGUAUCAGUGAAAAGAAAAUGUCUACACCCAUUGAGGUUUUGUGUAAAGGAUAUCCUUCUGAAUUUGCCACGUACUUGAAUUUCUGCCGUUCUUUGCGUUUUGAUGACAAACCGGACUAUUCCUAUCUAAGGCAAUUAUUCAGAAACCUCUUCCACCGACAAGGGUUCUCCUAUGACUAUGUGUUUGACUGGAACAUGCUGAAAUUCGGUGCAAGCAGAGCAACUGAAGAUUCUGAACGUGAAAGGCGAGAACGAGAGGAAAGAUUGAGACAUACACGAAAUCCAGCUGUGCGCGGAAUACCCUCCACUGCUUCUGGCAGGCUGAGAGGAGCACAAGAUGUAGCUCCUCCUACUCCUCUUACCCCAACUUCACAUGCUGCCAACACCUCUCCUCGGCCAGUAUCUGGUAUGGAACGAGAAAGGAAAGUGAGUAUGAGAUUGCAUCGUGGUGCUCCAGUCAAUAUCUCAUCGUCUGACUUAACAGGCAGACAAGAUACCUCUCGCAUGUCAACUUCACAGAAUAGCAUUCCUUUCGAACACCAUGGCAAGUAGCUGCUCGUCUCCUUUCGUUGGAAGGCAGCACUGGAUUCCUGCUCGGGUAACUACCAGUGUUCUCCAGUCUGCUGUGCACCGAUGAAAAUUAUUUUGCCAUGGAGGGCAGACAAUGCAUGGCUGAUCUCCUAUGUUACCAAUGGCUUUACUAGCAGAAAUACCCUAAACUAGAGUGGAAACAUUGUAAUUGGAAUUCUCCAUGUGACUUUAAAGGCACUUGGAGAAACAUGGACAGACUCCAGCAGCUGCCAUUGCAGGACGUUUUUGCCAGAAACCCAGUGACCUUAAGAGAACCCUGCGGUAACAGGGCUGGAAAAGAAAGAUGGUUUACAAAGUUGACCGCCUGUUAUCGGAUGACCAUUUCAGUUUUCCCUCCACAGGCGGCAGACUUUACCCACUUUUUAUUAUUCUACUGUAACUAUAGAUCUUUUACUUGGUUUAAAAAAGUUUUUUGUAUAAUUUUGCUAAAAUUAUUGGCUUAAUUCUCUGUAAAGAACUCCUUGCUUUUGUCUGAUUUAAAAAUGUAGAAUAUAAACAAACCUAAAUUAAAGAUGAUGACUUGAAAUUUCUUGUUUAAAAAAGAAUUAGUCAUGUAAAUGAAUCAGAACUGUGUGACUUUAUUUAAACUAUUUGCUUGUUUCUGUGGUCCCAUUCUGAGGGAGAUGGUUUUCUCAUGAGCAUUUAAAAACUGUUAGAAUUUUACUUUGCUGUUUGCUGUCUUCAUUCACACUUAACAUUUAACUUCCGUGUUGCACAAAGAAAUUUUUAAGUAUUCAUUCCUUUUCAUAGAAAAGGAGAACUAAAUACCCUGCAGGGGAGUCGAAGUAUAGUAGAAAUGGUAAUAAUGGGUUUUUUAUUUUUUUCGGGGGUACAGUAUAUGAAAUACCAAGUAAAAAACUCUGGCAUUU